Molecule: messenger RNA, 3533 nt
Organism: Rhopilema esculentum
Lineage: Eukaryota; Metazoa; Cnidaria; Scyphozoa; Rhizostomeae; Rhizostomatidae
Biological process (GO): regulation of canonical NF-kappaB signal transduction
Cellular component (GO): cytoplasm; nucleus
Molecular function (GO): K63-linked polyubiquitin modification-dependent protein binding
Source: RefSeq, a predicted model, not a curated record
UUGGGAAUCACCACUGAUAGUAUGUGGAAAGAGAGUUUCCAUAACUCAGGAAAUAAACAUCUUUAAACAUCAACUGAAAUAUCGAAAAAUCUUAUAUUACUGUAAAAGUAAAAAGAAUUUGAGGAUUUGGUUGUUGGAUGCUUUGCCAAUCAAAUUUAAAGGAUCUUUACAUCAGCAGAUAUCUUUUGAUUCCGUAGAAGUUCAACUUAGGCCCACUGGAGACGAAUCCAGUCUCGCUCACUGUUGACACGCAGAAAACAACUCCAGCUCGUUAUAUUGUGCCAAUUGAUGUUUAAAGUUAUUUUAAGAUAUUUUAACGUUUAUCCUGUGAUAGAUGUGAUCUUGAACAAGCUAAAAGCCACUUCCUACAUCAUAUAAUUGCCCAGAUUGUUAAUACGUCUUUGUUGUCGUCAAAGAUGGAGGAGACUUCUAGCGAGCAUAAGACUUUGGCAAAUAAAGAAAAUUCAUUUUCAUAUCGCGUUGAUUCUGAUUUCCAAGCCGUUCCAAACGAGAAAGAACAAGCAUUAAUCCAGAACAUAAGGAACCUUGCCAAUGAAAAUGAAGCGGUUAAAAAGAGUCUGACAAGGCACAAUCAACUUCUACAGGCUUACUGCAAAGAUCUAGUUGAUCUAAGGAGAAAUUAUGUGAAAGAAAAGGAUGCAACAGCAGAAUUGAUAAAAAGACUCAGAGAUGAAAAUGAUGUUUUGAAAAAAAAGCAUUCAGGAUCUGAUUUGAUGCAUUCUGAAUUGGCUAAUUGUCUACAAGAUUUAGCAAAAAGAAAUGAGGAAUCCAAGAAUUCAGGAAAGGACCUUGUUCUGAAAACUCCAGUCCAAGAAACUCAUAGGAGUUUGCUAGAUUCAUUUUUGAUGUCCUUAAAAGAUGGAACUUUCAACGCACCAAUAUCUAUUGAACAAAAUGUAGAUUGUGAAAAUUUGAAGGGAAAAAUUAGCCAGCUGAAGGAAGAAUUGUUGGAGCAUAAGGAAAAUACAGAAAAACUUCAUUUGCUAGAAAAGGAAAUGGAGAAUAUAAAAGCAGAGAGUUCAGAACUUCGUUCGAGUAGCGAAAUGAUGAAGAAAAAGAUUAAGUUUCAACAGCAAAGGAUUGAACAGCUAGAAUUUGAACCAUCCGUUGAAAUUAUGCAGAUUGCAUCUCCUGAACAAACCAAAACGAUUGAAAAUCUUAACCAGGAUUUGAUAAAGGCCAAUGAAAAAGUUAUGUCUUUGUGUGAGGAAAAUGAAUGUUUGAAGAAAAAAAUCAGCAGCCUCAAUGAUGUAUGCUUGCAGCUUACUAAAGGCUCUCCUCCUGAAGAAAAGGCUAAUGACCAAGAGCCUGCGUCAAUUGAGCUAGCAAUUCAAAAUCUGAAGGAUCAAAUUGAACAUGAAAAAAGUAUCAUUGCUGAAAUGGGGAAGGCAAAGAAUGAGCUAGAAGAAAGUCUAAAGGAACAACAGAAGAAGCAUUCUGAAGACCUGGAAGAACUGGGACACCUGAAACGCACCAAUGAGAUGAUGAGAAAAAUGGAAUCGAAAGAUAUGGAUAGACUAAACCAAGUAACCUUUGAACGGGAUAAUUAUAAAAAAGAAUGCGAAGAGAAGAUUUUGAUCAUUAAAGAUCUACACAGACAGCUUCAAAGUUCUAGCCAGGCUACGGACGAAUCUUUGAUUGAGGAUGUGACACAGGUCGAGCUUAAGGACUCAUCUGACAUUCUCACAAGAAUCGAACGUCUUGCUAGGCAGCUUUCCGCCGGCGAAGAAACGAUUGGCAUCCUUUCCGAAGAGAACACCAAUCUGAAAACGGCGUUAAAAUCUAAGAUUCAGGAUUGCCAAUGUUCAGAUCUAGAGAAGAAGAUCGCCGAGUUGCUUGAGGAGAACGAAAACUUGCAGGCAGUCAAAUCGGAAGGUGAAGAAUUACUUAAAAAAAAUUACUACGAGGAGAAAACCAGAAGAGAGAACUUGGAGAUGCAAAUCGAAGCGAUUCAAGAAAACCACAUGAAAUCAGAGAGAGAUUUCAAAGAAAGGCAGGAGAGGGAUGGGAAGAUAAUAUUCCACAUUAAGGAGGAGCUGAAGAAUGUGGAAAAGGAGCUGAAGGCUGGUCACAGGCAGGAAGUCAAUGAAUACGUUGUGGUGUUAGAUGACGCAAGGCAGAAAAUUUCAGUGCUGGAGGCAAGUCUUGCCAAGUCGAAAAAAGAUUUUGCAAAGUUAUGGCAAAACUUUCAAGCGAAGGUUGCACAGAUUAGCUCAGUAGAGGAGCGAAGGAAAGAACUUGAUGAAGUUUUUAAUUCUGCGAAGUUGAAGCAUUCCAAGUUGGAAAAUAUUCUUGAAGAGAGAUUCGAGGAAAACAAGAAACUUGUUCAAAAACUUAAAGAGAAAGAGGCUGAAAUCCAAAGGCUCGGUGAUGAAGUCCAGACAUUAGAUGCUUAUAAAGAGCAGGUGAAAGUUUAUGAAUCAGACUUCAGGAUGGAACGAGAAGCAAGAGAGAAACAGCAGGGUGAUAUCCUUGUCUUGAGGGAAGAAAUACAUCGACUAAAGCUGGAAAACACUCGAUUGCGCGAAGAUGUAGAAUCAGUUCACAAGCAUAAUCUCCACGAGCUACAAAGAAGAUAUGGGCCACUCACACAAGUUCCACAGGGCUAUCAUAAUAUCAACCCUCAUGCCGGAAUUUAUGGUCGAGGUGCGCAAGCCCCGGAUAACCGCAUGGACCACUCAAGAAUAUAUGAUUCGGGGAGAGGAAGUUUUGAAAUGCCACCGCAGGAGUCAGACCAGGUGAUGCAACGCGCAUGUCCGAAAUGUCGCAUGACAUUUCCAGAUCUAGAUACUCUGCAGAUCCACGUCUUGGAGUGCAUUGAUUAAGGCCAUCCUGGCCCUUGCAACUGUACAAGUUAAUUUGAUAAAAUCGUCAUCGUCAACUACCAAGUACCCCAUUUGAUAUGAUGGUACUUUCAAUUGUAAAUUAAUAAAACUUGAACUUUAACUGUUUAUUUUAUGAUUUUAGAUAAUAUUAAAGCUUAAGAACUCAACAUUGUAAUGACGACCAUGGUUCAAAAUGAUAAUGUUGAAAAUAAUGGAAAGGAAAAUAGUAUGGUGAAAAGAUUAAGGUGAAUCUGAGACUGAAAAUGCAAACAUUUAAGAGCCCUUUUUUGAGUGAAAUCUUUUGGAAACACAAUAGCACGCAUUUUUUCCGUGUAGAUGUACAGUAUCGUGUAACCUGUAAUCAUGUGACUCGUUUAUUUUGCAUUUGGAUCACGAUCAACUGGAAAUGUAUCCAUGCAGGAAGGGCAAUAGUUUCGUGAGAAAAUCGAAGCGAAGUCGAAAUUUCUGUUUUGCUAGUUGAAGUAGCUUGCUAUUCAAAAACUCAAUUUAGAAGCAAGUUAAAUAUCCUGUUGGGGCUCAGUGACUAUGUCCAGAAUAAGGAUUUUUGUUACUGGAUGUUAAUAACGAAAGUGUGGAUUUAUAAUAUCAUUCUUACUGUCGUUCAUUUUGGUAUUGAAAUAUUAGACCGUCAUAUUAAGAUAAAUUUGAUCAUAAUACUGAUGAUAA